AUGUCUAACUCCCAGUCUCAGGCUCUCCCUUCCACUUUCCGAGCCAUCGUCUGUCACGAUUAUGGCCAGCCUCCCAAACUCGAAACCCUUCCAAUGCCUGAGGUAUUACCCGGAAGCGCCAUCGUCAAGAUCCUCGUGGCGCCAUGCGAUGCGAUCCAAAAGAACGUGCUAUUCAGUCCCAGGAACCCUUUCUUCAGCAACCCAACACCGUUUAUUCCCGGCGUCAGCGCCGUUGGACGCGUGGCUGCUGUUGGGCCCGACGCCACCAGUCUCCAAGUCGGACAACUCGUGUUGCUGGAGCCUUUCGUCCGUGGCCGCGAUGACCCCGAUGCCCAGAUCCUGAAAGGCCUAUUUGGAGGCCCGAGUCCUGCGGCGCAGAAGCUCAGUCAGGAGCACCUCUGGCGCAAUGGGAAUUGGGCCGAGUAUGCCCGCGUGCCGCUCGAGAACUGUCAUGCGCUGGACGAGAAAGCCUUUCUGGGGAAGAUAGAAGAAGGCAAUCUAGGAUACGAUGUUGCGGAUCUUCCAUAUCUCACAAAGCACCUCGUCGCCUACGGUGGAUUCCGCUCCAUCGAUCUCAAGGCGGGGGAGACAGUCAUUGUUACGCCGGCCACGGGCAGCUUCAGUGGUGCUGCCGUCGAAGUCGCUUCCGCAAUGGGGGCCCGAGUCAUCGCUGUCGGACGCAAUAUCAAUACAUUGCAGAGGCUUGCAGAAAACAUUCCGAGAGUUCACCCAGUGCAGCUGACCGGCGAUGUCGAGAAAGAUGUCGGUCCUCUAACCCAAUUUGGUCCCGUCGACGCAUUCAUGGACUUCACUCCGAACUUCCUGGCCACUCCAGUCCAUCUGAAGGCGUGCAUGUCGGCUCUGGGACAGUAUGGCCGAGGAGUCCUCAUGGGAUUUGCGCAUGGCGAUCUGUCCGUGAAUUACGCGCAGAUGAUACUGAAGUGUCUCACGCUCAAAGGGCAGUACAUGUAUGAUCGGGAGGACGUCAAGGGCCUGGUCAAGCUGGCUGAAAGGGGUGUUCUGAAGCUCGGAAAGAAGGCUGGAGUGCAGAUUCUGGGUCAGUAUAAGCUUGAGGAGUGGGAGAAGGCGCUAGAACACGCGGCCGAAAAUGGGGCUUGGGGACAGCAGGUGGUGUUUCGGCCAUUUGACGAAUAA
Molecule: messenger RNA, 1155 nt
Organism: Rasamsonia emersonii CBS 393.64
Lineage: Eukaryota; Fungi; Ascomycota; Eurotiomycetes; Eurotiales; Trichocomaceae
Exons: 1
Coding region: 1-1155 (384 amino acids)
Cellular component (GO): mitochondrion
Molecular function (GO): oxidoreductase activity
Source: RefSeq, a predicted model, not a curated record